Molecule: messenger RNA, 240 nt
Organism: Bipolaris victoriae FI3
Lineage: Eukaryota; Fungi; Ascomycota; Dothideomycetes; Pleosporales; Pleosporaceae
Exons: 1
Coding region: 1-240 (79 amino acids)
Source: RefSeq, a predicted model, not a curated record
AUGGAUGGUCAAGUACAAGGAAAUAAUACCCCCAAAGAAUGGAAAUUGAAUCACUACGAAUUCGUAAUCUGGUUAUUAUUGCCAAAUAGACACUUAUUCAUACAUACAGCAGAUACAAUACUCAUCAGACGUCAUACUCGCAAUGCAAGUAAUUCAGCAGGUCAAAAUAUCUGGCAUUCCACGUUCCAACAUACGCCUCAGCGUAGUGAUAAUUCUAACCACCGCGGCCGCGUCAAAUAA